AUAUAUAUAUAUAUGUAUGUAUGUGGACAUUAGGACUUGGUUAGUAAAUAUAAAAAUGUAGCAUUACAGUAAAUGUGUACAGAAAAUAACAGUUGGCACACCCUGAUGUCCUCUACAUUAGAMAUUUAUAAACAAGCUCUUAUUUAAUGUGAAUAAAUUAUACAACUUUUUUGAAAACACCCCAAGCUAUACCUGAGAUAUUUCCUUACUAAAAACUAUUUUAAUGUCAAACUCACAAAAAUUGUAAUUACACACACAACUUCGUUUUACCAUAAAAUGUGGUAAUUGUGAUUGGCAGCCAAUUUGACGAACCAGUGAGAGAAAGUUAUUAAUUUCGCACGCCGAGACACACGUGAUAUCAUUGAAAAGCCCAGAAACUCUCAAAGGUGCAACAGGACUGAACAAAGUUUUUUUUUUAAGUAUGACGUCAAUGAUACGGACCAAGAACUAAUGUUCAUUAUUSUGGACAAAAAUUAGUUGCUGGAUCUCAUAUCGUGGGGAACCUUUAUUUUGAAGUUGUGUUACACAUGGGCUUUUCACACGGAUCGUGCAAUCCAGGAUCCUUGGAAGGUCCCCACCUUAAAACACAGAUAUAACAAACAUCUUUGCUAUCUUUGCUAAAACCCUAACCGUAACCCCAAAUCCUUACCUCAUUUUCAAAUUCAAUGGUGUAGGGACGUCCCAACCAGCCUAAAAUAGUACCUUCCUUACCCAAGUUGUCAUGGUGACGACGUGUGUUUGAGGAAGGGGACACGGACUUGCAUCAGGCUACAGCACAAACAACAUACCAACAACAACGUCCAGAUAUUAARCUUGUUCAUCAAAAUAAUACUAGCUAGCUAACCUAAAGCUCAGGAUGGRUGACUCUCCUGAGGUUAUAAACUUCUCAGCGCUGGAGCGGGAGUUGCAGUCUGCUGUUGAAGCGGACAAGAAAUAUCAAAGAGAAAAUGAUGCAAAGUUUCGKGCUCUACACCAGAAGGUCGGAACUUACGAGGAGUUUAGGGACAUAGUCCUGGCAUCCAACCUGAAACCACUGGACAGGAAGGAUAAAGCCGGAGCUCCUCGCAAACAGCCCUGGAAUGCUCUCGCCUCCACUGACAAAGGGCAGAACCAGACUAGCUGUGAUGAAAUAGGCCUAAAGCCUCCGUUGUCCGAGUUCCAGCCCAGGACAGCAUCAGAGUUCAGCCGGGACUGGCGCAGGUUUGGCAGUGAAAACCCAGAAGAUAAAUACAACCUCCUGCUCUCCCUAGGGGGAGAGGGCCUUCGGAACAUCUUCAGGGCUGAGGUGGGGUUCGGACUACUGGGGGAAUUUCUUGUGUUCCUUUCCAGUGGUCUCCAGCCUGGGGAUGAGGCCACGGUGAUAGGGGUCCUGGAGGGGCUGUCMAAGACCCCCAGGUUUGGCCUCAAUAUGUGCCUCCUGAGCCGGGCUGAGAGGGAGGCAUGUGGAGAGCUGUUUCAGAACCUGAGGAAAKCAUCAGCAGCAGGGAAUAGCAGUGUCAAAGGAUCCAAAGGGGAUGUCAUUGUCCAUGGAAGUAAUGUGGAAGAGAUUAAAGAAACACAAGAUGCUGAGCCAGAGACUCUGUUUCCAGGACAGACCAGUGAGGCUGCCGGAAGAAGCAGUGAUACUGAAACUUUAAAUGGUAUAAUGCAGUUGUAUGGGGUUCAAACGGUCUCUCCUCCUCAGUAAGAAACAAUACACAAACAC
Salvelinus sp. IW2-2015 is the source of this 1705-nucleotide messenger RNA. The record is from RefSeq and is a predicted model, not a curated record. Lineage: Eukaryota; Metazoa; Chordata; Actinopteri; Salmoniformes; Salmonidae.